GUGGACCUUCGCCCUGCCCACAAGCACCAGCUGCCAGUUCUAAAACCCACACUCACAGUAGAAUGGUCCGGUCAACUACAAUCUUCAGGGUUCACGACGCUCUCCCUCUCGCAGCUAGUGUAGACGACGAAUCAACCGAGAAAGCUUUGACGGAAUACAAGCAGCAAUCAAAGCUUAUAUUCAGACGUCUCAAUGCAAACUCUGAGCCUGCUUGCUCCAUUGAAUCUGGUGCUUACACCCUUCACUACCUCAUAGUCGACAAGGUUAUUUAUAUGUGUAUAUGCGACAACUCCUAUCCGAGAAAGCUGGCCUUUUCAUACCUUGAUGAGCUGUCAAAAGAAUUCCAGCGCAGCUAUGGGGAUAAGAUCGACGGGGCAACUAGACCGUAUGCGUUUAUGGGCUUCGAUACAUUCAUUGGCAAGACAACCAGGCUGUACCGCGAUUCACGCUCCCUUACUCAAGGGGGAGGCCCUGCCGCACCUAAUUCGCGACUUGACCAACUCAAUGAAAACCUCAAGGAUGUGACUCAAAUCAUGACUAAGAAUAUGGAGGAUUUGCUUUGGAGAGGAGACAGCCUUGAUCGGAUGUCACAGCUCUCCACCUCCCUGCGAUCAGAGUCAGCCAAGUACCGCAAAGCGGCCCGAAACAUUAAUCUUGAAGCACUCAUUCGUAAAUGGGCGCCAAUAGGGGGAAUUGCCUUUUUCAUCAUCUUGUUCAUAUGGUGGCGGUUCUUCUGAUCAUUCCUGGCGAAUUAUAACAAUCAAAGCAAUACGAUGCGAGCAGGGAGGCUACUUACAACAUUCCAUGUAAUACAUAGACCAAUGACAUAUCGUGACUUCGC
Cryptococcus deneoformans JEC21 is the source of this 841-nucleotide messenger RNA. RefSeq lists its product as hypothetical. Gene Ontology annotation, cellular component: endoplasmic reticulum-Golgi intermediate compartment; SNARE complex; ER to Golgi transport vesicle membrane. Gene Ontology annotation, biological process: retrograde vesicle-mediated transport, Golgi to endoplasmic reticulum; endoplasmic reticulum to Golgi vesicle-mediated transport; vesicle fusion with Golgi apparatus. Gene Ontology annotation, molecular function: SNAP receptor activity. The record is from RefSeq and is a predicted model, not a curated record. The transcript is spliced from 5 exons. Bases 63 to 737 code for a protein of 224 amino acids. Lineage: Eukaryota; Fungi; Basidiomycota; Tremellomycetes; Tremellales; Cryptococcaceae.